Molecule: messenger RNA, 2094 nt
Organism: Cajanus cajan (pigeon pea)
Lineage: Eukaryota; Viridiplantae; Streptophyta; Magnoliopsida; Fabales; Fabaceae
Product: protein IQ-DOMAIN 11
Molecular function (GO): protein binding
Source: RefSeq, a predicted model, not a curated record
AAUAAAAACGGGAGGACCCAUGAAGGUUAGGAGGAAUGGCUCUCGGCUCUCCAAUGAAAACAAAGUGGCUAUGCUUUUAUCCAUAGCAAUUCUUGCUCUUGGAGACCCCACAUUUUGGAACAGGAGAAACUCAUCAUGAAGAUUGAGGAAGAUGAAAAAUAUGAAUGAUUGCAUUUGCACCCACAUAAAAGUCAUAUCCACUCCACAAGAGGUUUUCAGUGCAGGAAUUUCUGCUCCUCAAGAGAAAAGAGUCUUGGUAUGUGCGCACAUUCACCGAUGAAAUCCACCCAAAGUUCCACAUUCUUGGUUGGGGUAGUAACUGAUAUUAUAAAGAAUGUUUGCUGAUUUCAAGGCUAUUGCAUCUGAAUUUAAUGAAUGACAGCACUGCACCUGCACUUUUUCCCAUGCACCAAGCUAUCUGAAACGGUGGCUCUUGUCCUUUUUAAUGGAAUUUCAAAAAAUGGGUAAGGAUCACAGACAUUGAAGUUGACCUAUGUGAUAUUGCUAAAUGGCCAAGAAGAAGAGCUGGUUUAGUCUGGUGAAGAGGCUCUUUAUAUGGGACACACAUUCCACUCAAGACAAGAAAGAGAAGAGAAGGAAAUGGGUCUUUGGAAGGCUUAAGAGCAAAAGAUUACCAUCAAUUACAGCACCACCGCCAUCAAAAGAAACAACAUUAACACUAAGUGAAGCAGAGGAAGAACAGAACAAUCAUGCUUUAACAGUGGCCAUUGCCUCAGCAGCUGCUGCUGAAGCUGCUGUUACUGCUGCUCAUGCUGCAGCUGAGGUUGUUCGUCUCACUGGGGUCUCACAAUCUGCCCUUCAACGCAAAGAAAACUCAGAAGAAUCUCAACCUCUGAAAACUAGGAAUGGUGCUCCUCAAUCCACAUACCAGUGCCUCAGGGAGAUUAAAGAAUCUGCUGCAGCCAUCAUGAUUCAAACUGCAUUUAGGGGUUACCUGGCAAGGAAGGCUUUGAGGGCAUUGAAGGGAAUUGUGAAGCUUCAAGCUAUCAUUCGAGGCAGAGCAGUAAGACGCCAAGCUAUGAGUACUCUUAAGUGCUUACAGUCCAUAGUGAGUAUCCAUUCACAGGUAUGUGCAAGGAGACUCCAAAUGGUUGAAGGGAGAUGUGAUUACACUGAAAAUGAAGAGAUGCAAGAUUCUAGAGACAAGAUAAUUAGGAUGGACUCAAACAGUGAAAGGAAGGAUGAAAGCACUUUAUUGAAGGAAGAGGUAGACAGCUCUUGCAUAAGCAAGAAAGAAACAGAUCUCAAGAAAGAAAGACUAAAAGCAUACUCAUUUAACCAUAGAAGGUCAGCAGAGACAGAAAGAAGUAAAGUAAAUGGAAGAUGGAGAUACUGGCUAGAGCAGUGGGUAGAUACACAACUUUCAAAGAGCAAAGAACUUGAAGAUUUAGACUCAAUUUUUAGCACACAUUCUAGAGCUGAGGAGGAAUAUGGAGGAAGGCAACUUAAGCUGAGAAGUAUUCAAAGACAGAAUCCAGUUGAAGGAUUAGAUUCUCCAAUACUUUCUUCAAGAAGAUCUUUUCCUCAUAGGAGGCAGUGUUCAGUGGGAGAAGACCACUCAUUUUCAAGCUCUCCUGCAACUCCAGCAUACAUGGCUGCAACUGAAUCAGCAAAAGCAAAAGCAAGAUCAACAAGCUCCCCAAAAGUAAGGACAGGGGGGAAUGUGGACAUGAACUCUGAUAGCUAUUCACCAUGCAAGAAAAAGCUAUCCAUUGCAUCUUCUAUUAACAGUGAAGUGCUUAGUGGUGGUAGGAUGUGCAAGAUCAGUGGUAACCAGCAAAGAUCUCCAAGUUUUAAGGGUCUUUCAGUGCCUAUAAAAUCAAACCGAACUAUCAAGGAUCUCAGUAUUAAUUCGGAUUGCUCACUGCCUAAUUGGGAUCGACAAGGUUCCUUCAAAUGAGUCUAUGAAUGCUAAUGUUACUCUUGGCUGCAUUAACACAAUUCCUUGUAUCAUGAGAAGGCUUGAAAACAAUAGCUGUUUAUAAUUAUAACUAUGUAUGAUAUAUAUGCCAUUGGAUGUUAUUUUGGUUGGGAAUUGAACAUUAAUGUGACAGAAAGUAGAUAAUUCCUUGA